This is a messenger RNA of Brassica oleracea var. oleracea, 1183 nucleotides long. Its product is annotated as dof zinc finger protein DOF5.7. Lineage: Eukaryota; Viridiplantae; Streptophyta; Magnoliopsida; Brassicales; Brassicaceae. The record is from RefSeq and is a predicted model, not a curated record. Gene Ontology annotation, molecular function: DNA binding; DNA-binding transcription factor activity. Gene Ontology annotation, biological process: regulation of DNA-templated transcription. The transcript has a single exon. The coding region runs from base 99 to 947 and encodes 282 amino acids.
CUCUUCUCCUGCUACUUAACCUAUUUCCUUCAAACCAAAAAAAAAACUGAAAAGGAACAAACUUUUCUUCUUCCCUGGUUCUCUCAUCCCAUCUCAACAUGUCCUCCCAUACCAAUCUCCACUCGCCUAAACCGGAUCACCGUAUCUCCGGUACAUCCCAUACCAAAAAAUCACCGUCUUCCUCCAGCUCUCAAGACCAACAAACCCUAAAGUGCCCUCGCUGUAACUCCUCAAACACAAAGUUUUGUUACUACAACAACUACAACCUCUCUCAACCUCGUCAUUUCUGCAAAUCUUGCCGCCGUUACUGGACACGUGGCGGUGCCUUAAGAAACGUCCCCAUCGGUGGCGGUUGUCGGAAAACCAAAAAAUCAUUCAAACCUAACACAUCAACUCCUUCAUGUCAGAGAUUUUACUCUUCAGUCAUGGAAGAUUCCUCCAAGUUUUUCCCUCCUCCAACAACAAUGGGUUUUCAACUUAUGAAUAAUCAAGAAGUUCUUGGCCUUAGGUCCAUGGAGCAGGCCAAAACAACACCCGUUGAUGUCAGGUCGGGAUUAUCGUUAAUGGGUUUCGGAGACUACAACAACCAUUCUCCGGCGACUUUCACAACCGCAGGAACCCUAGCUACUUCUAUAGAAACUUUGAGUUGUUUAAACCAAGAUUUACACUGGAGGCUUCAGCAACAGAGGAUGGCUAUGCUUUUAGGUAACUCUACAGAAGAGAACGUUGUUGUUGAGAGGCCACAGCCGGUUCUUUACCGGAAUCUAGAGAUUGUGAAUUCGUUGCCGACGAAGAAAGGAGAGAAUCAGACAGAGUGGUCUUUUAGUUAUAAUAAUGAUAACGAAGAGGUGAUCAAUAACAAUGAUACAAAUAACACAGGAGGAAGUGAUCAACGGAAUGGAGUUCAAGCUUGGACUGAUCUUAAUCUUUGCCAUGAUUCUUGGUAAGUUAAAGAAACAAUAUUUUGUGUUAAAAAAAUGAUCAAUAUUAAAAUUAUGUGUGCUUGCGAUGUAAUGCCAAAAUGUUUUUAUGUUCGUAAUCUUUUGCUGUUGGUUACUAUUUUAGUAUUUUAAGUUCAAUUUGUAACAAAAUUGGGGGUGAAGAUUCAAGAUUGGAGAGAGAUACUACAAUAUAUUCUCUAGGCUUGUGUGUUUGUCUGUUUAUUAAUUAUUUCAAUGGGAAA